AGGUGAAGUGUAAUUGAAGCAGCAGGAAGCGUAACACAAGGGUUGAUGUGAAGUGUGUGUCGGGGGUUGAUGCUCCAGGAAUUAAACUCAGGAACUGUGAUGAGAAAGUGGUCUGAGCAAACACUCCAGCCAGAGGUGACGAUCUCUCUUAACUCUGCUUGCCCCUGUUUUUCAUUAUGUUUUCCACAAUGUGAGAGUAUUUAAAAUAUUCCAUUUCACAGAUGCAUGAUUGUACCCAGAUGCCUUUAACUCAUGAAACUGGUAGGAGGUUUAACUUAACAACUUUUUCAGAGUUUGUCAAAUAUGCCUAACAUGUUGUAGUGUCUAUGACCUCAGUUAAUCACUUGGUUAUUUUCAUCAAUCAAUGUGUUUCUUUUUCUGAGCCACCGGGGCUAUUGUUUGGCCUUUUCCAUUUUUAAUGCAAUCCCAGAUAGCCAGAGGCACAUUAUUAUUACUCACACACACACCUAUCCCCGGCCCCAGUUUAAACUUGAGAAGGAACAGCAUUUGUGUGUGUGUGUGCGUGUGAUCUCAGACUAUGGUAUCAGAUUGCUGAUCGGACACCACUGAGUGUUUAUAUAAGGUUCGUAAUAAAUAAUGCACGUAUAGUUUUUCUUAGUAUGAUUGAAUGUGAAGCCAUGGAAAGUGUGUGUGACCACAGAGCGGAUAUAAAACACCUUCAAAAUCUUUGGCUGUCGUGAUCUUGCUUUUUUUGGAACCAGCAGUGGCGCAAGUCGGUGGAGCUAAGGAAAGUCAGACGCCAAAUAACACCACCAUGAUGUUCAAAUGAUCUUUCAUGAGAUAAUAAUAAAUGAACGGCUGCUAUCAGAGAUGACGUCUCUGCUUUCAACUACAUCAAAAAGAAAGGAACUGGAAUAGAAAUUCUACAUGAGGGCCGACAUUCAUGAAAAAGAUGAGACCGCCGCCCAUUCAGCAUAAUCACUUAGUGUGCGCUUUGAGUGAAAUAUGGUAAAAGGUUUUCUUCAUCUUCCCGCAGAUGGGUCUGUCUUCCAAUAAGUUAAUGCGGUCAUUCUGUGGAUAUAUGAGCAGAGGAGAGCCGAAAGUGACCGCCGCAAAUGUUGCCCGCUGUCACUCAAACCGAGCCCGACCAAUCAGAGCGCGCCUAAGCUCCUCCCUCCCUCCCCCCUCCUCCCUGCGGAGGCUCUGCAGAGAGGAGGAGAGAUCUCCUUCUUUCUGCUGGCCUCUCUCAGUCCAUCGGAACCUCUCUGAGUGUCAGCCCGGCUCUACAAUGGAGAGAGGGGCAAUGCUGGCGGUGUGUGUGCUGUGCUGGAGCGGCACGGUGUGUGUGGUGACAGCCAUCCAGAGGACUGACAUGUUCCCGUACGGCUCUCUGAGCGGAGACCAGAUUCUGGCAGAGGGCGACGAUGAAACCUCCAGAGUGCUGUCCCUGCCCAGACCCGUGUACUUCUACGACUCCCUGUUCUCACAGCUAUAUGUGGCUACCAACGGUAUCAUAUCCGGCCAGGACCUGCCGAUGGAAAAGCAGUACGUUGACGACGGCUUGCCAACGGAUUUCCCUGUGGUGGCUCCCUUUCUGGCUGACAUCGACACCAGCGGAGGGCGAGGGCAGAUCUACUACCGCGUGACGGAAACGCCCAGUGUACUCAACAGAGUGGCCCAGGAGGUACAUCGAGGGUUCCCAGAUGCUAAAUUCACGCCCACACACGCUGUGGUCGCAACAUGGGAGAACGUAGCCGCGUACGAAGAGCCAACCCGAACCAAUGGACCUUCAAACAAGGUCAAUACCUUCCAGGCAGUUAUCGGUUAUGAUGAGAGCGAUUCAUAUGUUCUGUUCUUGUACCCUGAAGGUGGCCUGAACUUCUUCGCCACACGCCCCAAGGAGUCGUAUAAUGUUGAAAUAGAGCUUCCAGCUAGAGUUGGCUUCAGCAGAGGAGAAGUCACAUACCUGAUCUUCUCCCGAACUGAAGGACCUUACUACAGUGCUACAAGUGAUGAGCAGAGUGUUAAAAACCUCUACCAGGUUGGUAACACAGGAAUCCCAGGUGUCUGGCUUUUCCAUACUGGGAACCGUUACUCAUUUGACAACAUUGUUCCUGCAUCCAUUGGUGGCCAGCUAAACACUCCCCCAACUGGGGGACACGGCCUCUCCCUGGACACCACCACACCCGAGUACGAGUUUGACGAAUAUGAAGACGCUGAUAACCAGGAGGAGGAAGAUGAUUACCCUCAUACUGGUGGGGACCCUGAGUUCCAGCCAGCCACUGCUGGUGGUGACCACUCAGAGUCCCAUCAACCAGCAGGUCCUGAUGCUCCCUCCUCUCCUUCAGAGGAUUCUGGUCAUCAAGUGUCUAACGGCAGUGAAGAUGUCCCAUUGACCUCUGAACCAAGGUACAAUCCAGAGCCCUCAGAGAGACAGUAUGCCCCGCAUAAUCCUUCAGAAAGAGGGCCAGAGAGAGGUGCUGAGCGGACUCAGGAACAGCAGCCACAGCUUCCUCUGGAGGUGGUGGAUGUCUACCCCCCUCACAGAAAUGAACCCAAUCUUUCCCCUGGAGGUCACGUGGUCAGCGUGGAUGAAGACGACCUUGAUUUUGACACAGGAGUGAUUCAGUACACCACAGAGAAUAAGGAAACAUGUGCGAGAUUCCAACAGCAGUGCUCCCAGAAUGCAUUUUGCUCAGACUACGCCACAGGCUUCUGCUGUCACUGCCGCCCUGGCUUCUAUGGAAACGGUCGCCACUGUCUACCCGAAGGGGCUCCUCAGCGUGUUAGUGGUAAGGUGAGCGGAUCAGUGACCGUGGGUUCCACUCCAGUGGACAUAAACAACAUCGAUCUUCACGCCUACAUCGUGGUGGGAGACGGCAGAGCGUACACGGCCAUCAGUGAGGUACCCGAGCCAGUGGGGUGGGCUCUGAUGCCGCUUGCACCAAUAGGAGAGCUGUUUGGAUGGCUAUUCGCUCUGGAGCUGCCCAAAAGCCAAGCAGGGUUCAAAAUCACAGGUGCGGAGUUCACUCGUCGCGCAGAGGUGAUCUUCUAUCCCGGCAACCAGCGCCUGUCGAUCAUCCAGACGGGACGCGGCCUUGAUGACCACAACCACCUCACCGUGGAUACCGUGCUCAGCGGCAACGUGCCCUUCCUGCCCCCUGGAUCUGAAGUAACCAUGGAUCCCUUCAAGGAGACCUACCAGUACUACCCAUCUGUCGUCACCUCCACCUCUGUGAGGGAGUUUUCUGUCGUUUCGGCGGAAAAGGGCUCCGAGUCCUUCUCCUUCCAGCUGAAGCAAAACAUCACCUACCGCGACUGUCGCCACGACAACCGCGCCGCCGUCCCGGAGACGCUGCAGAUCACCAUGGAGAGGGUGUUUGUGAUGUACGUCAAAGACGAGAGGAUCCUGAGAUACGCCAUCACCAACAAGAUCAGCCCGGUCGGAGUGGAGCCAGCGGGGCCGGACCAGGUGAACCCCUGCUACUCUGGGAGCCAUGACUGCGACACCACGGCCCAGUGCCUCCCACAGGGGGGCCAGGACUUCCAGUGCAAGUGCGCUACCGGUUACAGAGGGGACGGACGCAACUGCUACGACAUAGAUGAGUGUUCUGAGGGCCUGAACUCAUGUGGGGCUCAUGCUCAGUGCAUGAACCUGGCCGGGAGCCACCGCUGUCAGUGCCAGAGCGGCUACGAGUUCGGCUUCGACGGGCGUACCUGUGUCGAUAUCGAUGAAUGCAGCUCCUCUCCCUGUCAUGUCACUGCCAGAUGUAUCAAUGGACUAGGUUCCUUCCAGUGUCAGUGCCAGCCCGGGCUUCAUGGGGACGGUUUCCACUGUUCCCAGCAGGAAGGAGAGACAGGUCGCCCGAGGAGCCAGUGUGAGCAGCACAGAGACAGCCUGCAGAGCGGAGGAGAAGCAGGAAGACCCAGUCUGGGAGCCUUCAUCCCUCAGUGCGACUCAGACGGACGCUACAGAUCUCUGCAGUGUCACGGCUCCACUGGACAUUGUUGGUGUGUGGACAGCAGGGGACAGGAGAGAACAGGAACCAGGACUCUACCUGGUACAGCUCCCUAUGAAUGUGACAGACCAGAUGAGCCGGAGCGUCCUAAGACUCAGUGUCAGCACCACAGAGACAGUGUCCAGACCACCAGUCCAGAGGGAUAUCCCAUAAUUGGAGCCUAUGUUCCUCAGUGUGACGAUAAUGGACAGUACACAUCACUUCAGUGCCAUGGUUCCACUGGACAUUGUUGGUGUGUGGACGUUAAUGGUCAGGAGAGAGCCGGAACCAGGACCUCACCUGGCUCCUCACCCACAGACUGCGGCAGACCAGAUGAGCCGGAGCGUCCCAAGACUCACUGUGAGCACCAUAGAGACAGUGUGCAGACCAGCAGUCCAGAGGGAUACCCUGUAGUUGGAGCCUACGUACCUCAGUGUGACGAUAACGGACAGUACACACCCUCACAGUGUCACGGCUCUACUGGACAUUGUUGGUGUGUGGAUAAUAGAGGGCAGGAGAGAGCAGGAACCAGGACUUCCCCUGGAGCACAACCUAAAGACUGUGACAGACCAGAUGAGCCGGAGCGUCCUAACACUCACUGUGAGCACCACAGAGACAGUGUGCAGACCACCAGUCCAGAGGGAUACCCUGUAGUUGGAGCCUACGUACCUCAGUGUGACGAUAGCGGACAGUACAUAUCACUGCAGUGUCACGGCUCUACGGGACAUUGCUGGUGUGUGGACAGCAGGGGACAGGAAAGAGCAGGAACCAGGACUUCACCUGGUGCACCGCCCACAGACUGUGCCAAACCAGAUGAGCCGGAGCAUCCUAAGACUCACUGUGAGCACCACAGAGACAGUGUGCAGACCACCAGUCCAGAGGGAUACCCUGUAGUUGGAGCUUACGUACCUCAGUGUGACGAUAACGGACAGUACACAUCCUCACAGUGUCACGGUUCCUCUGGACAUUGUUGGUGUGUGGACGAAAGGGGGCAGGAGAGAGCCGGAACCAGGACUCCAGCUGGUGCUCCACGUAGAGACUGUGACAGACCAGAUGAAGCAGAGCGUCCUAAGACCUACUGUGAGCAGCACAGAGACAGUGUUCAAACACACAGCCCAGAGGGAUACCCUCUUCUAGGAGUGUUUGUCCCUCAGUGUGACUUGAGCGGACAGUACAUAUCUCAGCAGUGUCACGAUUCUACUGGAUACUGCUGGUGUGUGGACGGUAGGGGCCAGGAGAAAGAAGGGACCAGGACGUCACAUGAUGCACAACGUGUCGACUGUGACAGACCAGAUGAACCGCAGCGUCCCAAGACUCACUGUGAGCACCACAGAGACAGUGUGCAGACCACCAGUCCAGAGGGAUACCCUAUAGUUGGAGCCUACGUACCUCAGUGUGACGAUAACGGACAGUACACAUCCCAGCAGUGUCAUGGCUCUACUGGACAUUGUUGGUGUGUGGAUAAUAGGGGGCAGGAGAGAGCAGGAACCAGGACUUCUCCUGGAGCACAACCUAAAGACUGUGACAGACCAGAUGAGCCGGAGCAUCCUAAGACUCACUGUGAGCACCACAGAGACAGUGUGCAGACCACCAGUCCAGAGGGAUACCCUGUAGUUGGAGCUUACGUACCUCAGUGUGACGAUAACGGACAGUACACAUCCUCACAGUGUCACGGUUCCUCUGGACAUUGUUGGUGUGUGGACGAAAGGGGGCAGGAGAGAGCCGGAACCAGGACUCCAGCUGAUGCUCCACGUAGAGACUGUGACAGACCAGAUGAACCGCAGCGUCCCAAGACUCACUGUGAGCACCACAGAGACAGUGUGCAGACUACCAGUCCAGAGGGAUUCCCUGUAGUUGGAGCCUACGUACCUCAGUGUGACGAUAAUGGACAGUACACAUCCUCACAGUGUCACGGCUCUACCGGACAUUGUUGGUGUGUGGAUAAUAGGGGACAGGAGAGAGCAGGAACCAGGACUUCACCUGGAGCACAACCUAAGGACUGUGACAGACCAGAUGAACCAGAGCGUCCUAAGACUCACUGUGAGCACCAGAGAGAGAGAGCCCAGUCUAACAUUCAAGAGGGAUAUCCUAUAGUCGGAGCUCAUGUGCCUCAGUGCGAUGCUGGUGGACAGUACCGACGACUGCAGUGCCAUGCUUCCACUGGAAACUGUUGGUGUGUGGACAGUACGGGACAGGAGAGAGCAGGAACCAGGACUCCAGCUGGUACACAACCUAGAGACUGUGACAGACCUGGCCCCGUGGCUCCGACCCAGCGCCUCGAGAGUGUGUGUGAGCGAUGGAGGACCAGUCUGAUCGAGCACUACGGCGGGAAACCAGAAGCACAACAAUACGUGCCUCAGUGCGAGCUGGACGGUCAAUUCAGUCCAGUCCAGUGUUACGGAGAGACCACGUACUGCUGGUGUGUGGACCAGGACGGACGAGAGGUUCCUGGAACCCGAUCACAUGACGUUGUCAAACCUGCAUGCCUUCCAUCAGUGGCCCCGCCCACCGUGCGCCCUCUGCCCCGCCCAGAUGUGACGCCUCCGACCAACACUGACAUCACACUGCUGUACGCUCAGGGACAGAAGAUAGGAGCGCUGCCUCUCAACGGGACCAGACUGGAUGGAUCCCGCUCCAAAACACUACUGACUCUGCAUGGUUCCAUAGUUGUCGGCUUAGCCUACGACUGCAAAGACAACCAGGUCUAUUGGACAGAUUUGUCUGCAAGGACAAUCAACAGAGCAUCGAUGGCGGCCGGUGCCGAGCCAGAGAUCCUCAUUAACGGGAAUCUGGUCAGUCCCGAGGGUUUGGCUGUGGAUGAAAAGCGCAGGUUGAUGUUCUGGGUCGACUCCAACCCCGACAUGAUCGAGAGCGCCAACCUGGACGGCAGCGGGAGGCGGACGCUGUUUGACUCCGACCUGGUCAACCCUCGAGCCAUCAUAGUGGUCUCUUCCACCGGCACUCUGUAUUGGACCGACUGGAACCGGGAGGCUCCCAAGAUCGAGAGUGCGUCAGUGGACGGACAGAACCGCAAGGUGGUGGUGUCUGACGGCAUCGGUUUGCCCAACGCUCUCACGUACGACUCCUCUUCUGCUCAGGUCUGCUGGGCCGAUGCAGGUACGAAGCGGUUAGAGUGUGUGUCCCCCGAUGGCUCCAACCGGAGAGUGGUCCACCCCAGCCUCAACUACCCGUUCAGCAUGGUGUACUACAGGAACCACUUCUACUACACUGACUGGAGGAGGGACGGCGUGAUCGCAGUGAACAAAGACAGCAGUCAGAUAACGGACGAGUUCCUGCCCGACCAGCGCUCUCACCUGUACGGCAUCGCUAUAGCAACCACCCACUGUCUCUCAGGGAGCCACUAACGACAGAGCGGCAGCUGCAGGGUCCUCUGGUGCUAAAGUUCGGGGCCCGCUCCCGAUCAGAGGGUAGGACCACCUGAAGAAGUGUCUCUAGUGUUCCUCCGAAGAAAAAGGGAUGGUGGCUGCCAGAUAGACGGUCAGCAAAUUAACAUCCCCUCCACUCCCCCUGACCCCGAGCCCAUUAUCUCACCUUAAAGAUAUAACCCCCAAAUAAAUGUUUUGUAAAUUUGUUUUAUACCUCAUUUUUAGUUUGUCUUUUUUACUGUAUGUUUGUACGCCAGCUGUGUUUCUUUCCAUUAAAGCUACAGAACAAUGAAAUCAGAUGUUGAAAUGUAAGAGAGAAGGUUUUCUGCUCCGAUGAAACGUUGAUACCACUCUCCUUUUCAAGUUCCCUUACCUUUGAGUGACUGAAAAGUGUUUUUGUAAUCAGAUUACUGUAGUCAGAUUGUAAUGUUUCCCUCAGAUCACAGCAGUCCUCAUCUUUCUGCACGAAUCAUCUGUAUUUCACACACCAUGAAAAGACAUUACAUUCUUUUUUUGCCAAAUAUUUUUACUACUACUACUUUUUAAAUCUUUAUCUUUUUAUAAGAUGUGAUAUUUAUAACAAUAAAAUGUGAUUUGGUACUUGA
Messenger RNA from Eleginops maclovinus (Patagonian blennie), 7950 nucleotides. RefSeq names its product nidogen 2a (osteonidogen) (gene nid2a). The coding region runs from base 998 to 7324 and encodes 2108 amino acids. The record is from RefSeq and is a predicted model, not a curated record. Gene Ontology annotation, cellular component: basement membrane. The transcript has 48 exons. Gene Ontology annotation, molecular function: calcium ion binding. NCBI's taxonomy places the organism in Eukaryota, Metazoa, Chordata, Actinopteri, Perciformes, Eleginopidae. Gene Ontology annotation, biological process: cell-matrix adhesion.